Molecule: messenger RNA, 2078 nt
Organism: Bufo bufo (common toad)
Lineage: Eukaryota; Metazoa; Chordata; Amphibia; Anura; Bufonidae
Gene: FANCC
Product: FA complementation group C
Exons: 15
Coding region: 119-1768 (549 amino acids)
Biological process (GO): nucleotide-excision repair; interstrand cross-link repair; cellular response to oxidative stress
Cellular component (GO): Fanconi anaemia nuclear complex
Source: RefSeq, a predicted model, not a curated record
GAAGCAGAGAAGCUGGGGCGGGAGCACGUGUAGGUAAACAGUCCUGCAUGCAGCCUCCACAUUGAAUUGAGCUUUACAUACAUUUUUUCUACUGUGGCUUUGUGUUACCCACUUGAAAAUGACCAGUGUACCAUUUCCUGAGAUCAGCCUAGAGCCCUGGCUGAAUAAAGUUCUUGAGUGGGGUAGCACAACCUCGCCGGAAAUCCAGCAAGAUGUCCUCCUACGCUUGCCAGAAUUGCAUGAGUUCCUGCAGAAGAUGUACCAAACUCUAAAGCAUAUGGAGCCAACUACAGCCAUAGAAAAACUUCCUGCACUUGGUCAGUUUUUGGGCCGUCUUUGCUGGAACCCCUUUGUUAUUGGGCAUGAGGAUACUCGACAGAUGCUGAUCUCUUGUCUUAGCUGCUUGUUCAGCAGUGAACCACAGAAUGCCAUUGACAGAAAAGCCAAUAGCUGGAUAAAGGAACUUUUUUGUCACCUCCUUUCUUCAUCUGGAAAAGAAAGAGAAGACCCUCACGUCUUUGCCUCACUUGAAUGUACAGCUGUUGACUACUAUGAAAAGCUUUUGAAAAAUAUCAUUUCGUCAUUAAUUAAGCAGCUGAGAAGAAGUCCCCAAGAUAACAAAACGGAACUGUCGGCUGAGCAUGUACGCUCCAUGUGCAUUACAUGUAUUCCUUUUCUUACCUUGGCUGAAGUAGUCCCAUUGCUGGAAGCCUUACUACACUACCAGGGAACUGAACCAUAUGAAGUUCUUGACAGUCAAUUCUUAUAUGCUGUAAAUGAUGCAAUUCAAAAGAAGAAGAUUGUGCUAAGUGAAUCAGCAGUACUUAGCUUGUGGCUUCGUCAUUUGCCGAGCCUUGAAAAUGCAGUGCUGGAUCUAUUACAGAGAUUAAUUGCUCUCCAAAGCAAAUCAUUCAGAGAAAUGGAACAGAUUAUAAAAGAUUCAUACUUGCCUCAAGCUGCUUGUAACCCGGCCAUAUUUAGUGUAACUGAUGACAUAUUCAGGGGUGCAAUUUUGGAAAGUGAAGGAAACAUCAAAAUAAUAACCAUCAUACGACUUUUUACCCAUUGCUUUCUCCAUGAAUAUUAUAAGGACAAUGCUAAGGCCAGGCUGCCACUACGAGCUUACUUUUCAUACAAGAAUACUCCCCUCGUGUUGGCAUUACUCAGAAAAGGUGAAGGACUGGCACCCAAUACCUGCAUUCAACAUUUGCAUACCAUUGUGAAAUUGUUAAGAAGUGUGGACAGUGAAGAGAGAUCUCACGAGAAUGUCUUUCAAUCCUGGUUUUUGCUAAUCCGUUUAGGAGGAUGGGUGGACAUUGCAGCAGAGCAGCUGUUGACGUCAGACCCUGAAAUUUCAGACGACCUGCUGUGGCUUUUGGCAUUUUACUACAAUCCAUGCAAUGAGAGCCAAAGCAGAGGUAGAACAAUGGUUGAAGCUAAAGCUGUUUAUGAAUGCUUGGUGUCACUCCGGAGAAGUUCAACCAUAUGUGCCAUGUCGUUUCACAAAUUAUUCGUUCAAGAAAAUAAACCGGAUACAUGGCAUCCAACUACUCUGCAGUUGAUUAGACAUCUGUGUGCCACUUUCCUUGUGUUCUGUCCCGAGUGGCAUAGUGUGGCCAAGGACUGUGUUUCUUAUAUGACUCAGACACAGGAAGCUACCAGUGAAGUUUCUGACGUACUGGCUCGUACUUUAAGCAGACUUGAUAUUCCAGGAAUGGAAUGUCAGAAGAUGAUCACGAUAGUAUACAAACUGCUGCAAGAUUUAUAAUAUGAAUCAGAAAAACAAGAAUUAAUGUGCCUUAUAACAUUGUAUAUACACGUUGGAUCCUUCUCUCUUUUCCAGUAAAAGUUUCAUGUCUCUUGGCAUUGAUUUGUCCAUAUCACUUUUUCCUGUACGAAAAUGGAGCUAUUUAUUCACAGCUUUGACUCCUGAGAACGGCUUAUUUAGAAUGCAGAUGUCAGGAAGUUGCUUGUGAGCAGUUUAAUACUGAGUGAUUUGGACUUUUCAGCAAGAAUAUUUUUAACAUGAUUUAUUGUACCACUUGUGUAUAUUAGGAAAUUAAAAAAAUGUGUUGUUA